AAGUUCUUUUCUCGACAUAGUUUUUCUACGAGGAUCUUCGAAAACCUUCCAACCCCUAGACAGAUACAUGUUGUGGGUCUAGAUCUUGGCGGCCUAAGUGCUUUGGAUAUACACUUAAGAUGUACAUCUGUUCCUCUUUCUUGUCUUUUUUGUGGUUUACCACUGAUCUGAAACGAUCUCCUUCUGUAGAAUCCGACUUACAUGUGUGAACUGAACGUUGGGGUAGUUUGUUUUAUACUUCUUCUCUACCCUGUGGUGAAGACCUGUUCUUAUGGUGCCUCAGUAAUUAAUCCCCUGUUGUGCCCGUCCUAAUCAAGGUCUAUUCUUGCUAUGACUCCCAACAACGAGCCUAAUGUACCAAUGACUGUCGAUUUCCGAGUAAUUCUGUGUGUUAUUUUAAACUUCUUAGGAGCUAUGAUAACGACGGAUUUUAAAUUAUGACAAUGUAUGGAUUACGAGGGGGAUUGAUUCCCGAGGGACCAGCAUGGCAAGGUCAUUACACAGAGAUAUUUGCUUUGUGGCAUCCAAUUGUCAAAUGACUAGAAGACUUGUUGUCAAAAAAGAGGGAGAUUGUGAUGUGAUCAUGCGGGGCAAAUCAUCCUUAGAAUUCGCCCACACUGUCUCUGCGCACCUAAAAGCGCACCCAUUUCGAAAGAUUUUCAUCUCCUUCCUUGCCCAAACCUAAUCAUUACCCUUUUUGAUUCUCCCAUGCCACCCUUCUCUUCUUAUACGGAGCCCCCUCUCAUGCAAUCCUUCAACAUCAACCUCUCCCUCUCCCUCUCCCUCUCCCUCUCUCUCUGGUGUGAGUUUGCUAGUGAAGUUAUCCACUCAAGACGCAUACAGAAAUUAAUGGGUGACAUCUCUGUUUCUAAUGGGAUUAGCAAUGGCAAUGGUGUCAACGGUAAGAACCAUUCUCUUAAUGGCUAUAGGAAGAGCUGCUGGUAUGAAGAAGAGAUUGAAGAGAACUUGAGAUGGUGCUUUGCCCUCAAUAGCAUAUUGCACACAGGAGCUUCUCAGUUCCAGGAUAUUGCACUAUUGGACACUAAACCAUUUGGGAAGGCCCUGGUGAUUGAUGGGAAGCUCCAAAGUGCAGAGACAGAUGAGUUCAUUUAUCAUGAAUCUCUGGUUCAUCCUGCUCUUCUUUAUCAUCCAAACCCAAAGACUCUGUUCAUCAUGGGUGGUGGUGAAGGUUCCACGGCAAGAGAGAUCCUAAGACACAAAACUGUAGAGAAAGUUUCUAUGUGCGACAUUGACGAGGAAGUGGUGGACUUCUGCAGGUCAUACUUAGUAGUCAAUAGAGAGGCAUUCUGUGACCCUAGAGUUGAGCUGAUCAUCAAUGACGCGAGGGCCGAGCUAGAAAGCCGAAAAGAGUGCUUCGAUGUGAUCAUAGGCGACCUUGCCGACCCCAUUGAGGGAGGCCCUUGCUAUAAGCUCUACACCAAAUCGUUCUAUGAGUACACGGUGAAACCCAGGCUCACUCGCAAUGGCGUUUUCGUUACACAGGCGGGGCCGGCUGGGAUUUUCAGCCACACUGAAGUGUUCUCUUGCAUUUACAACACUUUGAAGCAGGUCUUCAAAUAUGUUGUGCCCUAUUCAGCUCACAUUCCCUCGUAUGCUGAUACAUGGGGUUGGGUCAUGGCAUCAGAUGUGCCAUUCUGCUUGAGUGCUGAAGAGUUCGACCUCAGAAUGAAGCAGAGGAUCAAAGGAGAAAACCGAUACCUCGACGGGAGGACUUUCGCCUCGGCCUCGACCCUGAGCAAAGCCGUCCGAACAUCAUUGGAGAAUGAGACUCAAGUGUAUACUGAGGGAGCAGCGAGGUUCAUAUAUGGCCAUGGCAGACAGAAUCAAGACUGAAAGAAACUGAAAUGAAGGGAGCCCCCAAGAACACAAGAACACAGAAAAGCUCGCAAGUGGAAAUUACAGUUUUUCUUUAACUUUGUUUCUUUCUUUUUUUUUGUCUUUUUUGGGUUCUUGGCUGUAGCUUCUGGUGUUGUAUGUCUUUGUUAUGUCGUUUCUGCUUUUGUCUCUUGCUACCAACUUUGAAGCUCUCGUAUAAUUGCAAAGGAUGGGUUGUCCUUGAACUCUCUCACCCUCUCUCUCUCCAUAUGUGGAAAGUUCAACUGGCCCUGCCUAAAACUGAAUCAAAGACGUCCCUUUUCUUUUCC
This is a messenger RNA of Syzygium oleosum, 2165 nucleotides long. Its product is annotated as thermospermine synthase ACAULIS5-like. The transcript is spliced from 10 exons. The record is from RefSeq and is a predicted model, not a curated record. Gene Ontology annotation, biological process: polyamine biosynthetic process. Bases 709 to 1854 code for a protein of 381 amino acids. Gene Ontology annotation, molecular function: thermospermine synthase activity. Lineage: Eukaryota; Viridiplantae; Streptophyta; Magnoliopsida; Myrtales; Myrtaceae.